AUGCUCAGAUAUGCCAGCUCAUGGACAAGAUGUAAGGGAAUUUCCCGUUGCAGGUGGAUAACCCAAGUAAGUAAAACGAAAGACCGUGAUACGAUAGAAAACAUCGUUCAGACUUCUACUUUUAACGCCCUCUGCGAUUCGACCAAUCCAGAAAUCAAGCAUUUGGUGGAUUCCAUCGAGUCUAGCACUGAUUACACUAUAAUACCAAGACUGAAAUUGCAAUUGAAGAAGUUAUACCCCCAGAAAUAUACAAAAAUUACUCAGAAUCUAAUAGAUUCUUCAAAUUCACGUUCAUUCAUGCAAAUGGUGAUGUACCAGUACGUUGGUAGUAAACAGUAUGAGAGCUUUUUAUCGAAUUUGAGGGCUAUUCUCAGUGAUUCACGGUUAUCGGAUUCAUCAAAAGGAGGGAAGGUUUACGAGAUUAUCAAAUGUCAACGUACAGUUUUCCCAAUUGUGAACCCCCCUAGGCCAUUGGUAUUGCCAGAUGAUGUACAUAGGUGGUUUUACGAGCAUUUGUCAUCGAACGAAUUCUUUAAACAUUACUAUUUCCUUAUCUCACACGAUGUUCAUCUUUCGUCCUCAAAAUAUAUCAAGAGAAUGACUUCCAAGUUACUACAAGGGUCUGAAUUAGAGAGACAGUUAGCAACAUUCGAAUACUUCUCAAAAUUUGAAAAUUCAUCAAUGUUUAAGAAUAAAUUUCUUAAACUGCACGAUUUCAAAGCAAUGAUACAUUUAAUGAAUAAUGUUAUCAAACAUAAUAGGAACUCCAAAUAUAUCGAAAUUUUUUUGGUUGAAAUGAUAAAAAAGAUUGAAGAAAUUAGUUUAAGAAAUAAGUAUAAUGAUGUUCAUAAAAUCACAACUUUUAUUACAUUUCUUAAUGAACUACUAUUUAUAAUAUCUGAAAUUGGCAAUUUACAAUUAUUUAGUUCAGUUUUCAAAAUUUUAAUUGAAUUCAUUGAAUUUAACAAAGAAUUGGUACCAAAAGGACGAUUGUACCGCUUCCUGCACGUUUCAAUCCACAGUUUCUUCAAAUUAUUAAGAAAACAAAAUAAUAAUAGAAAUUAUCAAGAUGCCGUUUUCACUUUGAUCUCUGUUACAAAUAAUUUAUCAGUCGUACCAAAGACGUGGAACUUUAAGAAAAGGAUAGUUCAAGAAAUAAUGAGUUCUUUGAAAUACUUUGAAGAUCCAAAAAUAAUGUGCUUAUUUAUGAUAUCUGCAAUCAAAAAGCCGGAUCCCUUACCAUUGCUGAAUGAUCUGGGAAUUUAUGGGUUCGUGUUCCAUAAUGACAUUAAGCACAUUUCAACAUCAAACGAAUUAUUGGACAGGAAAUCUGAACAAUUAAAUAAUAAGCUGUUACCGCAAUCCCUUGCUGUGGAAUUGGAUAAUAUCUCUGCCAUUCUAACAGAGUUAUACAUAGUUCUUCUGUCAACUUCAUGUACUAUCCUCAAAGCUAGUAACUUUGAAAAUGUUUUGGUUCGGUUUUAUAAAAACUAUAUUAAAUAUUUGGAGGCUAAUUCUAAAAAGUUUUACUUAUGGAAACAUGACACAGGAAUAAUGAAUGUCUUUAUUGAUGCCGCACUGUUUAAAUUGAAUAACUUUCAAAUGGCAUAUAAUUUUCUGAUAGAUUUCUAUUCUAAGCCAUGUUCCAAGCGUGUCAAAAUCACUUCAAAGAACUGCCCUUUCUCGACGAUAAUAUACAGUAAUAGAUUCACGCUAACUGACUUGCAAUUGUCAGAACUCUUCACCUUAAUGGAAAGAAAUAAUAUUCCUCUAUCUUUCAAAAUUUGUACAGCAAUGCUAUUAAGAAAUAAUGAAAAGAAUCAAAUUCAGGAUGCUCACUCUUGGUACAAAAAAAUAUUAGCAGCUAAUUUUGAAAUAAAGCAUUUCCAAUUAAUUCAACUAAUCAAAAAGCAUAAAUGGGAACUUCCAGUUGGCUUUGAUUUAAACUUAUUUGACACUCUGGACUCAGUAUCAAGCCAAAAAUUUGUUCUAGAUAAAGAAGAUGAUUCCCUGAUUUUAGAUGAUGUGAUUACUAAUAAUGAUGAUGUACAUAUUACAAAUUUGAUGAAAAUGAUCCAGAAUAUUGGCUAA
Messenger RNA from Kazachstania africana CBS 2517, 2091 nucleotides. It is a transcript of the gene ATP22, whose product is annotated as Atp22p. The transcript has a single exon. NCBI's taxonomy places the organism in Eukaryota, Fungi, Ascomycota, Saccharomycetes, Saccharomycetales, Saccharomycetaceae. The record is from RefSeq and is a predicted model, not a curated record. Bases 1 to 2091 code for a protein of 696 amino acids.